AGAGGUGAGUCUUAUCUCCUUUGUGAGUCUGCACGGAGGAGGUGCGUGUGAAGUGUGAAGACUGGGUAGGCCUGGGAAGACGGCAGGACACACGUUCAUCCAAGGAUUGUCCCAUAGCCCGGUGAUGAUAUUGGGAAAAAGAAAUUCUGCAAUUUUGAAGGAAAUAAUGAUGUAAUAGGAUGCGUUGAGGAACAAAUGAUCAAAAUGGGAUUCAUUCAUUUCACGUCACGGGACUUCACAUGUGAAUUUAUAAGGAUUUCUCUCAUAUGAACUAUAUUCAGCUGUCCGCCAGCCUGAUGCCCAGACGUUGAGCACUCACGUGUGCCCCUUGAGAGACAAGAUGUCCGAAAUGAGCAGGGAGAGGUCUCAUCCCAGCCACACGCUGGCUCACACGGCUGACGACUUGGCGCAGAUUGAAAGUGGCAGCAGCAGUUUAAUAGACAACAGGAAAGAACACUCUCUGAGUACAAGACCUGGCGGCAUGUCCAGGCUGUUGAGCUUCAUGAAGAGCUGGGGUCCUAGAGGAGGGUACUCUGGGGUGCUGCCCUCAGACUCCACCAUGGAGGCUCACACAGAGUUCAGAGAAGCCUGGAGGGCGGAGAGCAUGUCGUCUGGAAGACGCUCUGACAAGCUCCGCAGGAAGAAUAAUGGCGGUCAGUGGACUUUGGCAACGCUCAAUAUGAAUAACUGCAACAACACAGACAAAAAAAAAGAUGACAAAAAAGACGAGAAAAAAGACGACAAGAAGGAGGAGAAGAAAGAUGACAAGAAAGACGCAAAGAAGGAUGACAAGAAGGAUGAGAAAAAGAAAGAGGAACCCCCAAAAGAGGUGUGGAUUAUGGACCCCGCCACUGAUAUGUACUACGGAUGGCUGACCUUCAUUUCUGUACCCGUGUUCUACAAUCUAAUGCUUUUGAUGCCAAGGGCCUGUUUCAACGAUUUACAGACCAACUACCGGAUAACGUGGCUUGCUUUGGAUUAUAUUUCAGAUGCAAUCUACUUAGUUGACACUUUUGUGAGAUCCAGGACAGGUUUUCUAGAACAAGGAUUGCUUGUGAAGGACCAGAAGACACUAAUGGAGUCCUACAGAAAGACACCCCAAUUCAAACAUGACAUGAUAUCAAUAAUUCCCACUGACUUUGCCUUUUUUAUAGUUGGUAUUGACAACCCGGAAUAUCGAUAUAAUCGGCUUUUCAAGAUGGCACGUCUUUUUGAGUUUUUUAACAGGACGGAAACGCGUACCAACUUCCCCAACAUUUUCCGAAUCUCCAACCUUGUUCUUUACAUCGUUAUCAUCAUUCAUUUGAACGCUUGUGUUUAUUAUGCCAUCUCCAAAACUCUCGGUUUCGGAUCAGACACUUGGGUGUAUCCAAACAUCAGUCAUCCCGAGUACGGGCGACUGGCCAGAAAGUACAUCUACUGCCUUUACUGGUCCACACUCACCCUGACCACUAUUGGAGAAACGCCACCUCCUGUUAGAGACAUCGAGUACCUGUUUGUGGUGUGCGAUUUCCUCACUGGAGUGCUGAUCUUUGCUACCAUUGUCGGUAAUGUUGGUGCCAUGAUAUCCAACAUGAACGCUGCCCGUGCAGAGUUCCAGUCCAAGAUCGACUCCAUUAAGCAGUACAUGGAGUUCCGUAAGGUCACCAAGGACAUGGAGACCAGGGUGGUCAAGUGGUUCGACUACCUGUGGACGGAGGAGAAGACGUGCGACGAGAAGGAGGUGCUGAAGAACCUUCCGGACAAGCUGAAGGCCGAGAUUGCUAUAAACGUGCAUCUGGAGACGCUGAGCAAGGUGCGCAUCUUCCAGGACUGCGAAGCUGGCCUGCUGAUCGAGUUGGUGCUGAAGCUGCAGCCUCAGGUCUUCAGUCCUGGGGACUACAUCUGCAAGAAGGGCGACAUCGGCAGAGAAAUGUACAUCAUCAAGGCAGGGAAGCUGGCCGUGGUGGCGGAUGACGGAGUCACUCAGUUUGUAGUUCUCGGUGACGGAGCCUACUUUGGAGAAAUCAGCAUCCUGGGUAUCAAGGGGAGCAAGGCAGGCAAUCGAAGAACGGCCAACAUCCGGAGUGUAGGCUACUCAGACCUCUUUGCCCUCUCCAAGGAUGAUCUGAUGGCGGCGCUGACUGAGUACCCAGACGCUAAAGGAGCGCUGGAGGAGAAGGGAAGGGCCAUCUUGAUGAAGGACAACCUCAUUGACGAAUCAUUGGCCAAUGCCGGUCUCGAUGCUAAAGAUUUGGAAGAUAAAGUCGACUUGCUUGAGGGCAGCUAUGAGCUCAUGCAGCUGAAGUUUACCAAGCUGAUGGCAGAGUACACUAACUACCAGAACAAAACCAAGCAGCGGAUCACUAACAUGGAGAACAGGGUCAAAACCCUGAGAGUUGAGGACAUAUAGGUGCAUGGCCGUAUUACCCAAAGACAGGAGACAGUACUUCAAACUACUCACUUCAUGUCUUUAUAGCGUGUGGCUUUCAAAGUGGCUCAUACUCAGACACAAAGGGCGUGGCAAAACCCAACUUAUCUACGUCACGGCCACCUAUCUACGUCAGAUCACAGACGGUUUAUAUAACCUGCAUUCUGUUACUCAGCUGGUACGAUGCAAAGAUAGUCAUGAACACAAAACACUCAAGAGACUGCAGGUAGGUCUGUUCUGAUAUCUUUAAUUGAUUUAGCUAGUUGUUGCUGUUGUUGCUAAAUUAAAUAAAUUCGAGGGGGCGGAGGUUCAGCUCAUUCAGGCCAUACGCUCCCCCCAGUAGGGGCCUAUCAAGCAGAGAAGACUGAUGAUUUUCUCACGGUUUUAAAGCCUAAUGUAACAUACUUGUUUUUUUUCAUUCAAAUUUGAAUGGGAAGUUAACACAUUCUUCUGUGGUGUGAUGAACUUAAAACUAAUUUUCAGUUCCUGCUUUACAGCAUCUUUAAACCCAGAUGUACAUAGCGUAAGUGCAAAUAUGUAUGGAAUACAAGUUUCAUUAAAACCUUUACUAUUAGUUUCAGAAACAGCAAAAUGUUAGUUUUUAGAACCAAUGGUGAUAUUUUCAUUAAAUAUGCUUAUUACAUCACCAGUGUAAAAAUGUAUCAAAUUACAUACUUAAAAAAAUGUUGUCUAAAUAAAAAUUGUUUUUAUUCAAUUAGGUAUUGCUUCCUUUAUUGACCAAGAACUUAUAUAUAUACACAAUGACUUACAUUCCUGUGAAAACAACAUUUAGAGACAUACUGUACAAAACCUGGUUGAAAUAAAUUCUCUAAACAAAGUUCCAAGUUGGAAAAGAGCAGUCACUUUUAUUUAGCAUGUUUUCACAACACUUGAUACUUUUAGUCUUUCAUCCAAUUUUUUUUUGUGUGUCAAUUCUUACCCACCUCCAACCAACCAACUGCUUCCUCCCCUUCCAGAGUUCAAGAUGAACGUUUCACCUUUGACUUUCACUUGGCCCUAGAGUCCUUAAAUCCUGUUCGGGUGAGCAGCAUCUUCAGCAGUACAAAACAGAGGUACAAAGAAAUGAGGGACAGCGGAAAGCAAAACAAAAGACAGCGAUGGAAAGAGACAAAGGCUCAGGGGAAAAAAAAGGGGUUGAAAUUCUGUCCUGUUUGAGGCCUGGCUCUUCAGUAACAGCCCCGAGCACCUUUUAGUGGCAUACUGUCAGCUAACUGAAAGCUGUCUUCCCAGAUGGACAGACUGAAUGAAGACAGCAUCAAGGAUCACCUCAAUCCUUUAAGCAGUGAUUACAUCCCUAUCACACUGUCCAAACCCAAAAAUAGACAUGAAAAUAACUGCCAGUGCUGAAAAGGAAUUUCACAGUUGGCUUUCCAAUCAACACAACCAAAAAAAAGAAAAAAAAAUGCAGCCAUAAGAGUCAUUUACAGAGACGCAUCCUACAGAUCAGUGACCACAGGGACCAAAGCUCAGUAACGCUUGGCAAAUGUAGAUAUAUAUUUUUUUUUUACACACAAUGUCUUGGUUGGAGGGUGCUGCUCUAGCUACAGCUGGGAUAUAUGAGUUCAGUCUACAUUUGGAUAUCCAGAUAUAUCGAAUAAAUUGUAUUCUGGUGAGAACUGCACUGAGGAAUUACAAUACUGGUUUUGAAACGGUCAACACAGGAAGACUUUAGAAGAAACAAACAAAAAAAACAAUCAUGGCAACUUGCUCCCCCCCAAAAAAAUUAAAUAACAUUCUGAAAAUGUCUAAGUGCACUUACAACAGCUCUGACAGGAUUUGAAUCGUCUUCCGUUUUGAAUGAGAAUAGAUGUUAGAAAAAUGAAAUGGAACUUCAGAACAUAUUCUUUUUUUAACCAUGAAAAACAGCAAUUGAUAGACCACGGUUUUAAGCCAAGUGGCUAUUAAAAAUGAGGAAGAUAUGAUUUUGAGGUGCCGCAGACUACUCAAAGAACUUUCUAUACCGUUAAUAGUCAAAACCGCUGCUUAUUAUCAGGGAGGGAGGUUCAGGUGGAGUUACAUUGAGGACAAACAGUGCAGGGGGGGGGGGGGGUUGCAUGAAUACAACAGAUA
Messenger RNA from Hypomesus transpacificus, 4501 nucleotides. Its product is annotated as cyclic nucleotide-gated channel cone photoreceptor subunit alpha-like. The transcript is spliced from 9 exons. Lineage: Eukaryota; Metazoa; Chordata; Actinopteri; Osmeriformes; Osmeridae. The record is from RefSeq and is a predicted model, not a curated record. Bases 341 to 2392 code for a protein of 683 amino acids. Gene Ontology annotation, cellular component: plasma membrane; intracellular cyclic nucleotide activated cation channel complex. Gene Ontology annotation, molecular function: protein-containing complex binding; intracellularly cGMP-activated cation channel activity; intracellularly cAMP-activated cation channel activity. Gene Ontology annotation, biological process: monoatomic cation transmembrane transport.